This is a messenger RNA of Knipowitschia caucasica, 1692 nucleotides long. The record is from the annotation of a GenBank genome assembly. Lineage: Eukaryota; Metazoa; Chordata; Actinopteri; Gobiiformes; Gobiidae.
AUGCUUUCUGUACGCACACCGUCUGUUGGGACGCACUGCUUUCUGUACGCACACCUUCUGUUGGGACGCCCUGGUUUCUGUACGCACACUGUCUGUUGGGACGCGCUGGUUUCUGUACGCACACCUUCUGUUGGGACGCGCUGGUUUCUGUACGCACACCGUCUGUUGGGACGCGAUGCUUUCUGUACGCACACCGUCUGUUGGGACGCACUGCUUUCUGUACGCACACCUUCUGUUGGGACGCGCUGGUUUCUGUACGCACACGUUCUGUUGGGACGCGCUGGUUUCUGUACGCACACCUUCUGUUGGGACGCGCUGGUUUCUGUACGCACACCUUCUGUUGGGACGCGCUGGUUUCUGUACGCACACCUUCUGUUGGGACGCGCUGGUUUCUGUACGCACACCUUCUUUUGGGACGCGCUGGUUUCUGUACGCACACCUUCUUUUGGGACGCGCUGGUUUCUGUACGCACACCUUCUGUUGGGACGCGCUGGUUUCUGUACGCACACCUUCUGUUGGGACGCGCUGGUUUCUGUACGCACACCUUCUGUUGGGACGCGCUGGUUUCUGUACGCACACCUUCUGUUGGGACGCGCUGGUUUCUGUACGCACACCUUCUGUUGGGACGCGCUGGUUUCUGUACGCACACCUUCUGUUGGGACGCGCUGGUUUCUGUACGCACACCUUCUUUUGGGACGCGCUGGUUUCUGUACGCACACCUUCUGUUGGGACGCGCUGGUUUCUGUACGCACACCUUCUUUUGGGACGCGCUGGUUUCUGUACGCACACCUUCUUUUGGGACGCGCUGGUUUCUGUACGCACACCUUCUGUUGGGACGCGCUGGUUUCUGUACGCACACCUUCUUUUGGGACGCGCUGGUUUCUGUACGCACACCUUCUGUUGGGACGCGCUGGUUUCUGUACGCACACCUUCUGUUGGGACGCGCUGGUUUCUGUACGCACACCUUCUGUUGGGACGCGCUGGUUUCUGUACGCACACCUUCUGUUGGGACGCGCUGGUUUCUGUACGCACACCUUCUGUUGGGACGCGCUGGUUUCUGUACGCACACCUUCUGUUGGGACGCGCUGGUUUCUGUACGCACACCUUCUGUUGGGACGCGCUGGUUUCUGUACGCACACCUUCUGUUGGGACGCGCUGGUUUCUGUACGCACACCUUCUGUUGGGACGCGCUGGUUUCUGUACGCACACCUUCUGUUGAGACGCACUGGUUUCUGUACGCACACCUUCUGUUGGGACGCGCUGGUUUCUGUACGCACACCUUCGGUUGGGACGCGCUGGUUUCUGUACGCACACCUUCUGUUGGGACGCGCUGGUUUCUGUACGCACACCUUCUGUUGGGACGCGCUGGUUUCUGUACGCACACCUUCUGUUGGGACGCGCUGGUUUCUGUACGCACACCUUCUGUUGGGACGCGCUGGUUUCUGUACGCACACCUUCUGUUGGGACGCGCUGGUUUCUGUACGCACACCUUCUGUUGGGACGCGCUGGUUUCUGUACGCACACCUUCUGUUGGGACGCGCUGGUUUCUGUACGCACACCUUCUGUUGGGACGCGCUGGUUUCUGUACGCACACCUUCUGUUGGGACGCGCUGGUUUCUGUACGCACACCUUCUGUUGGGACGCGCUGGUUUCUGUCUGGUGCGUUACCGGUUUGCAGCUAACAGCAGCUAA